Molecule: messenger RNA, 1212 nt
Organism: Notodromas monacha
Lineage: Eukaryota; Metazoa; Arthropoda; Ostracoda; Podocopida; Cyprididae
Source: the annotation of a GenBank genome assembly
GCAGUUCUCUUCAUCCGCAGACGUAUUGUUUCCAACAUAUAAUAUUAUCGUGCCAAAAUGCCCGGGCGACUGGAUUCUUGUACGAAAAUUUUCGUGGGUAACUUCGUGCCUGGGGCCCCUAUUGACGAAAUACGAGAUCUCUUUGCCAAGUAUGGCGAAGUUGUUGAAUGUGACAUCGUCAGGAACUUCUGCUUCGUGCACAUGUCGGACGAGAAAGAAGCCCGCACUGCAAUCGCUGCCUUGAAUGGUUUCACGCACAACGGCCGUCGACUGAACGUGGAAGAGUCCAGGAGUGAAGUUCGCCAAAAACCAGGAAUGGGAGGAUCAGACAAAUGCUUUUUCUGCGGAGACGGUGGGCACUGGUCUCGGGAUUGCCCCAAGCGCGGUCCGGGCGGACGAAAUCUGUCUGAUAAAUCUACGAAAAUUUACGUGGGAAACGUCACCGAAGCGACAACCGAAGAAGAGUUACGUGAUCUAUUCGCCGCGUACGGCACAGUGACGGAGUGUGCGAAAGUCAAGAACUACGCGUUCAUCCAUAUGUUGUCGAGCGAAGAAGCGGAACACGCGAUUGAAGGCCUUCGUGGGCACGUGCUAAAUGGAAAUACGCUGACGAUCGAGGCGUCGAGCAGCAGGCCGAAACGGAGGCCGUCUGCGUCUACUCCCAUUGAUCGAUACUCGGAAAGAGUGCCAUCGUACGACGGGUUUGUUAACCUAGUGUCCCUGGUUUGGGCCGGUGAUGGCGAUUGGGCUAUAAGUGUGAGAGUGACAGCAUACCGGACUGUGGACCGAUCCGCGAUGAUGCGUAGUGCGGAUCCGUAUGCCUCCUUGUCAAGCUCGCUGCGAUCGGCGUAUGCUCGCGACCGUUCCGCGCCUUAUCCAUCGCCGGCGUAUUUCAGCCGCUACGACGAGAGGUACGCGGAUCGGGAUCGGGAUCGGUACGAUCGGAUGCGGGCCGCCAUGGUUGAGAACUUGUACGACCGUCGAGGAGGGGCGCGGGUGUCGGGCUACGAGCGCUAUGCAGACCGCUACGAGAGUUACAGUCGCAGCUACUACGCGGCGGCGGCUGCAGCGGCAGCGGCGGCAGCUGCUGCUGCAGGACCACCGUCGCCGACGUCCGGAUCCGCGUCGCGAGCUGCCAUCGACUCCUAUUACGCUGCUAGGUCCGUGUACCCAUCGUCGUCAUCGUCGUUGGCCGCCGCUUCUUCUCGGUAA